GUGACCUCGGAAUGGCAGCGCCCAUGGAUGGUGGCGUAAAAGCGGAGUUCCCGUGGAGUAGGCAGCGGGUAUUGGAUCUGAUCCGGCUGUAUGAGGCGGAGGAGGUGUUGUGGAAUGGCCGGUGCCGGGACUACCACAACAAGGCCAUGCGACAGGCUGCGCUCGAUCGCCUCAGCGCCAAACUGGCUGUGCCCGUGAACGAGGUGAACAAGAAGCUGAUGAACCUGCGGACUUACUACAGCAAGGAGCUGGCGAAGGUCAAGCGGUCUCGGGUGCGCCCGGGGGCGGGAGGGCAGGUGUACCGCUCACAGUGGCCCUUUUUUCAUCACAUGGACCUCUUCCUCAGCUCGCAGGUCGUCCCUCGUAAGACCGCCGUGCAGGAGCCGUGUGAGGAGAAUGGGGGAGCAGAAGGGAACCUCGAAGGAGGAGAAGUGCGCCUCAGCAGUGAAGACCUUGACCCCACAGUCGCAGGGGGCACCUCCAGUCUAGGGGCAGGGGCAGCGCCACGCCGCAGGGCGCCCGAGACCCUGCACCGCGCACACAGCAAGCGCAACAGAGAGGACCUGCUGCUGCAGGAGGCCGCGCGGGCCUACAGGACCGCGGCCGCUGCUGGCCUGCCGCCCGCCCCGCUGCCCCCACGCCCCGACGACGAGGACGACAUCUUCGGCAAGCACGUGGCCAAUGAGCUGCGACUGGUGGGCAACCUGCGGGCCAAGCAGUUCGCCAAGCUGCAGAUCCAGAACAUUCUGUUCGAGGCCCAGUUCGGCCUGUCCCAGCCACCCCACUUCGGACACGGGUUCGAGUCGCAGGCCCCUGCCCCUGCUGCUGCCUCCCUGUCGUCCCCUGAGGGCCUCUCUGAUUCCGACUGCCAUCUUGACCACCCCCAUCAGUCCCCUCACAGAGACAGGACCCCUUUCUCUCGCAAGGCUGGCGCUUACUACAAGAGUGAGCCCUCAGAGUGAGAGACCACCCCCUUCCAAGACUUUUGCCAAAGGAAGGGUUGUAGACCACUGAACAGACCACCAGCCAGACAGACCUACCUCAUGAGCUUGCUGAUAUACUGACUGACUGGCUGCUGAAGCAAUAGUGGGCUUUCUACCUUUAGGCCACAGUCAGCUGUCUGGACACAUUCCUCAGGCCUGUUCUUUUUUCUGAUACUUCUUAUUUUUUUUAUUCUUGUGACUGAUUCAAGGAUCUUUGUGGGUAAGGUUCUUACUAGUGGUCCUGUUGUGCUAACAGGAUCCUAUCCAGAUCAGCUUAUGUAGAGAUCCAGACCUGUGCAGAUCAUUAGAUGGUAUUAAAAGGAUGUUGAGGUGCCCUCAGUGUGCUCAGCCCUGCCUCAAAUUCCAGUCCCUUUUUCAGCCAGGAUCACAGUGUAAUCCAUCUUUUUUCAGAAUUGUGAGACCUUCAGUGUCAUAUGGUCUCAAAUGAAAACAAAUACUAUAUGAAAUUAGGCUGCAGAAUGCUGGUUUAAAACGUACAGACAACACGAUCAACUGCCAAUAACUCCAGUAAAAUAAAUUGGAGAUGGACUUGUUCUUAGUGGGCCCAGCACAGCCAUGUCUAGGGCACCCUUUUUAAAAUUAUUUAAUAGAAUGUUUAGAUUUUCUUAUAAGGAUAUUUUCCUGCAGAGGUGAUUGAUUUAGAGCAAAUGUCUGUGAGUGUUGUUAAAUCAUACAUUUAAAUUCUUAAGGCUUAUCUGUUACAUUGAAAUGCAAGUAUGAAAGUCUGUUAUUGAAAAGGGAGAAGGAACUUAAUGUCUGAUGACAAACCUUGACAUUCAGGGCCUGUAAGUCUACUGACUUUCAGAAGUGUGGGAUCACUGUCGUGUCUGUACAAUAAUCUUUUCCAUUUUGAUGUUCUUCACUGUAUUCUCUGUGAAAAAGAGCUGAAAGAAAUUCAGCCACAUCUGAAAAACUCAUCAACCUUUGUCAAAGAGUCUGUUUGCUUAUUUUUCACCUAAAUGUACCUCUCACCUCGCACAGUUUGUGCUGCUAACAGCAUCAUUAUACAAUAAUGAGCUUUUGAGUUUUGGUCUUCUAAAGUCCACCUUUCAGAGUAUCUUUCUGAAACUUGUCUAGUUGGUACAGUGUUUUUGUCUGCAAAAAUGUUGUAUUAUAUAUAUAAUAAUACACAUGCAUAUUAGAUCAUAUGGAUUGUUAUUAUUUACCAAUAUAAUAAUAAUCAGAUCUAUUACCAGAAGUUAGAAAACUUUUGGUAAUAUAUUCGUUCCCACCUUCCUUUUACCGGAUCCAAUAGUUUGCUCUUUAAACCUUCAGAUCUGUUCCUAUCCCUGAUGACAUAUGAAUACACAUGUAAGGAUAGUAUAAUGGGAUAAAAAUUGAAAUGGCAUGCUGUAAUUGUAAUUGUAAUAGCAUUGCACAAAAGUUAUAUUUAUCAUAUUGAAGUUGUUCAGAAAACAUGCUUUGUAAGUCCUCUUGUGGCAGGGAUUACUCUGAACAGACUCUUCCCAUGGUGUGUUCUGAGGUUCUGGCACAUCUGAAGGGAGUUUAAUGUCCAUUACUGCAGCUAAAACGGGGGUGAUCUACUGGAGUCGGGUUACAAUUCAGGCUCGUCAAUUAUCUGAGAAUUUUUUGCCUUAACUAGGUAAAAUUAAGAUCCUUGAAGGAUUUGCACUCUUUUGAAUUUGGGUUGGUCGCCACUGGCUUAUUGUUUCACUGUGGAUAAGUUAUACAUAUGGAAUGUAAAUGUUUUUAUUGGUUAUUUGGCAAGAUUUUAUUUUGAAGAAUGUAGUUAUACCCAUAAUCCCAGGCCCAAUUUGAAGCAGAAACCAGAUGAGAUCUACUCUGUAACCAAGCAAACUAGUCCUGGUUCCUGUGGCUUAUCUCUUCUGGUUUUUCAACCAAUUCAUUUUUUAAUUGAACUUCAAAUUUGUCAAGUCAGAUAUGUGUAACUUUUUUAUGCUUAUGAUUUUUAUUUUAGAUGUGAGGACGUUGUGGGUUUAUUGAGUUUGCACAAGACUGGCAGUUCUUUGAUAGAGCACAUUGCUAUGGGUCCUGUCCUGAUGGCCCUACAGACUGCCGUGUUAUUUUACUCAAAUUAACUAUAUUUUGAAUUGAACCAAUUAAACUUUUUUGAGGACUUA
Molecule: messenger RNA, 3106 nt
Organism: Lepisosteus oculatus (spotted gar)
Lineage: Eukaryota; Metazoa; Chordata; Actinopteri; Semionotiformes; Lepisosteidae
Source: RefSeq, a predicted model, not a curated record